AUGGAGUUCCUGGGGACUACACAGCUAGCCAGUUACUGUGGCCCCAAGAAGAGCUGCCUGCUCCCAGAUAUAGCUCCCACCACCACCACCACCAAGGACGCCUACCAGGCCUACUACCUUCCAGGCUACCGCCAUCUGAGCACCUGGCGGCCUGGUCUGUUCCGCAAGGUGGUUUCUGCACCUCCCAGUGAUGACAGAGGGCAAUUUAACCCCAGCAGACGGCCACCCACCGUCCUGCCUGAAUUGUGCUCCAGCCUGCAUGCCCGCUACAGCACUCGUGACUGGCACCAUGCUAACAUGGUCCAGUUAAAAGGCUCCGAAGUCUCCAGGUGCUGUGCUAGUAGAAUGAAUGUGGAUUCAGUGAGACUGAUGAAAGACAAGGAUCAACUGACUUACCAGAUGCAAGAAGACAGCCAAAGAAAUCUGGGGGAGAGAAUCUCCAACAUUGAUUACUGGCAAUCUGAGCUCACGUAUGAGCUAGAGUGUCUGCUGAAAGAGAACCAAGCCUUGGAAACAAUGAAGAAGCGUCUGGAAUGUGCUGUGGAUGAAUUGCAAGGACCACUGAAGGUAGCCCUAGAAUGCUUGUACCACCGUGAGAAGAGAAAGGGUAUCGACUUAGUUCAUGAUGAUGUGGAAAAGAACCUCAUAAAGGAAACUGAUGUAUUCAAGGAAUCCCAAGAAAUACUGAAAAAAUUUGCAGAGAAAAUCAGUCAACAGCUGGGCAUCAACAGAGAUGCACAGCAUGCCCUGGAGCAGGAUCUUUCUGACAAGAACUCAGCCCAUUUUAUUGAUGAGAAAUGUUUUAACCUGAGGAAAACAUCAGACAGCAUCAGCUUUUACUAUGGAGUGGAAAAAGCAGAUAAGACUGUUUCAGUUCCUGCAACAUGGGCUAAAUUCAGUGAAGACAAUAUCAGGUACUCUCAGCAUGCCAGGGCCAACUCUAUCAAGCUGCGGGAGGAUGCGGAGGUUACACUGGAGAGCACCUCUGAAGAGAUGUGGAAUCAGUUCAACAGUACCAAUCUGGCCUUUAAUAAGCGGAUUGCUCAAGUGGCUGAUGCAAAGAACAAACUCCAAACACAACUGGCCAGGGUACUUCAGGAAAUCUUUCAGACUGAAGAUACAAUCAUGUUAUUGGAGAGAUCCAUAAAGGCAAAGGAGUAUCCACUGAAAGUGGCUCAAACCCGCCUGGAAGCACGAACCAAACGACCCAACAUAGAACUCUGCCGUGAUGCACCUCAGUUUCAGCUUGUGACUGAAGUUUAUACUAUAGAUGACACCAUACAGACCUUAAAGCAACGUCUGCAAGAAGCUCGUGAUACUCUGCACGUGCUGAUGGUCAACAAAUCAAACCUGGAACAUGACAUUGCUGUGAAGGCAAACUCCCUCUACAUUGACAAGAAGUGCAUGAACAUGCGCAAUGUCUUCCCCAGCACCCCCCGACUCAUUGGUUACACUUGAGUUGUAACCUUUAAUAACAUAAAAGUUGCAAAGGUGCAAAUAU
Melopsittacus undulatus (budgerigar) is the source of this 1501-nucleotide messenger RNA. It is a transcript of the gene TEKT5, whose product is annotated as tektin 5. Gene Ontology annotation, biological process: cilium movement involved in cell motility; cilium assembly. NCBI's taxonomy places the organism in Eukaryota, Metazoa, Chordata, Aves, Psittaciformes, Psittaculidae. Gene Ontology annotation, cellular component: microtubule cytoskeleton; nucleus; sperm flagellum. The record is from RefSeq and is a predicted model, not a curated record. The coding region runs from base 1 to 1458 and encodes 485 amino acids. The transcript is spliced from 7 exons.